AUGCCGUGGGCGGCAUUGAAUGCGCCAACGAGUAUUCCCGACUUUUGGGACGACAGGGACGCCGAUCACAUUCUCGGCAAUUUAGCACGAAAGUGCGGCGUUGAAGCGAGACACGAGUAUCGGCUAUUUAUUACCCGAACGACUUCAUUCAUUACAUUUACGAACACAGCUCUGCAUCAAGGAAGGCUUCAGGUCUCGAGCCCAGCAACGUCGCCCGCCGCCGCCAGCCACGUUCAGAGCCGCGACGGCUGGGAACUCGUUAUUCUCAUAGGUUCCGGACAAGGCUAUCUGUGCCUGCGCGUCCCGGCCGCUCCCUCUGCCGUUGCCUGA
This is a messenger RNA of Ustilaginoidea virens, 330 nucleotides long. RefSeq lists its product as uncharacterized. The record is from RefSeq and is a predicted model, not a curated record. Bases 1 to 330 code for a protein of 109 amino acids. NCBI's taxonomy places the organism in Eukaryota, Fungi, Ascomycota, Sordariomycetes, Hypocreales, Clavicipitaceae. The transcript has 5 exons.